Anopheles aquasalis is the source of this 2160-nucleotide messenger RNA. RefSeq names its product pentatricopeptide repeat-containing protein 1, mitochondrial. Gene Ontology annotation, molecular function: protein binding; tRNA binding. NCBI's taxonomy places the organism in Eukaryota, Metazoa, Arthropoda, Insecta, Diptera, Culicidae. The record is from RefSeq and is a predicted model, not a curated record. Gene Ontology annotation, biological process: tRNA 3'-end processing. Gene Ontology annotation, cellular component: mitochondrial matrix.
GACGCAAAAACCGGAUUCCUCAGUGAAAUGAUCAAUCGAUAGUGGUUUUCGGGUUAAAUAUUCAGCAUGAUAUCCUCGAUCGUUUUAGGUGCAAUACGUAGGCAGUGUUUAAACCGCUUUCGUCCGUUUGCUGCCCAGAAACUGGUGCUAGGACGAGAUUUCUGCACGAAUUCGCUUCCGGGACAGGGGAAACGCCGAACCAAAGAUGAUUUUUCGUUGCUCAGCGAGGCACACCUGAACCCGGAUCAUUUCGGGACACUCUCACCGCAGGUCGAUGAACCGGAAACCCCGGACGAGGGUGAUCUGCGUGAAGAAGAGUUCCUCCAGAAUCUACCGUCCCGGGCCCAGAAGCUCUCCGUACGCGAGUAUGCCGAUUUGAUCAAGGAUCACCUGAAAAAUGGGCGCAUCCGUGAAGCGCUGGACGUGGUGGAGGUGCGCAUGAAGGAGGAUCGCGUGAAACCGGUCAACUAUCACUUCAACCUACUGAUCGGUGGCUGCGCUCGGGUAGGCUACAGCAAAAAGGCGUUCCAGCUGUACAACAAAAUGAAACAGCACGGUUUGAAGGUGACAGGCGGAACGUACACCUCGCUGUUCAACGCCUGUGCGAUGUCACCCUUUCUGGCCGAUGGUUUGAACCGUGCCAACCACCUGCGCGAGGUGAUGCUAGAGAAAGGCUACGAACCGAACGGAUCGAAUUAUAAUGCCAUGAUCAAGGCGUACGGUCGGUGCGGCGAUCUGAAGACGGCUUUCCAGUUGGCCGAUGAGAUGGUCGCAUCGGGAAUGUCGAUCGAAACGUCCACGUUCAACUUUCUGCUUCAGGCUUGUAUCACCGAUCGUGAGUACGGUUUCCGGCACGCACUGCUGGUUUGGCAUCGGAUGCACCGCAUGAGGGUAUUGCCCGAUCGAUACUCGUUCAAUCUGCUGCUCCGCUGCGUUCGCGACUGCCAGUUGGGCGAUCUAGAGACGACACAACAGUUGAUCGAACAAAUUCUGCGCGAAAGCAUCGGGAAGAGCGAAAAGAAAAGGGAACUGUUAUCAUCGGGAGAUGAAGGCAAGCUGGAACUGUCGGACUGGGAAACGGGGCAGCCGCUAGUGGAGACCACCGAUGGGGAGCUUAGCGAUCGUCUGCUACACGAAGGUGUUCCGGAUCUCCUAUCACCCAAACCACACCUCGGAAGCUUAGUGAAGCUAGGUGAGGUACGAAAACCCGAAGACCGGUUACUGUUGCUCGGUGGCACCGCGAAAGUUUUCUCCGAGAUGGAACGGUGUGGUGUAGAACCAGACAUUCGCACACUGACCGAGCUGUUGGAUGUGAUUCCUCCAACGUAUGCGGCCGAAAAGCAGCUCCUAACGAUAAUCAAGCAACGGAAGCUGCGCUGUGAUGUGGACUUUUUCAACAUCCUCAUCAAGAAGCGUUCGAUGCGGUUCGAUUACGAUGGCGCAAAGGAUGUCCUGCACAUGAUAGAGGCAGCCAACCUCGAACCGGACAUCGUUACGUACGGUGUGCUGGCCCUCGGCUGCCAGACUCAAGAGGAAGCUCGCUCGCUACUGAAAAUGAUGCAGGAUGCGGACGUGCGCAUCAAUAUCGAGAUACUUGGUGCCAUGCUAAGGCAGGGCUGCGCCAGACAGAACUUCCGCUACAUCACCGAAGUCCUGACCAUCGUAAAGCGGGAGCGAUUAAAGCCGAACGAACACUUCCUUCGUCACCUCGAGUCAUUCGCCAAGGAGUGUGAGAAACGGAACCGAGAGUACGACGCGAAACCGCGCAAGAAGGGCCGGGAGGAGUUUAAGAUGGAGUACAAUCGCUACCGGAUGCAACUGGAUGCCUGGAGGGAACAUAUGGGAUUGCAUGGUCUCGAGCUGGAUCGAGCGCUCGGGAUCGUACGCGAUCAUCCGUGGGAACAGUUCAAACAACCGCAGGCCGAUGGAUUCGAGGCGGUGAAGAAUCCAAAGCUACGCCAUAAAACGAAAAAACAGCAUCAGAUCCGGCAGGUCGUGCUGGAUGCGAUGCCUGAAGUGAAACCACCACAGGUGACCGGUGGCAGCGCGAAAUCAGACGUACGGUUGGUGGAUUGAUUGUGAUCUCCAAUAAAGAUGCCCAGUAGUUUACGAGUAAAACUGAAAUAGCCAAACACUGCAGGUGGACGUCGUCGAAUUGUG